UGCGUUGUAUGAUACGUGAACCUUGAUGGCCGCUAGAAACAUUGAUAGAAAAAAAAAACAAUUUCACUAUCUUCACUUGUUUAUUAGUGGUUAUACUCUUUGAUGUUAGCAUUUUGUUUGAGAGGGGAUUACACGGACAGUAGAAGUGUAAUCGUUUAAAUUUCGUGGAGAAAUUGAUAUCAAUAAAACUGGAGGUCUUGCAAAAACCGGAGGGCGGCGACAUGUCGGUCGUAGCGCGACGGGACUCCGGUGACUAUUCAGAUUCCCAGGACAUCGAGCGAAACUCGACAAAUGAUGGGCCGGAGUCCGACUACGACUCGGCGGCCAGCGACUCCGAGCACUCGGACCAGGACCCUGAGAGUCAGGAGACAGAGAGGCGAGUAGAUGACGAUGAGGACAGGAGUAACCCUCAGUACAUUCCGAAGCGGGGCACAUUCUAUGAACAUGACGACCGAACUGCAGCUAGCGGUGAGGAGCCAGCCAACACGACGUCGGAGACGUCCUCCGAGAAGAAGGAGGGCUCCCCGCCCGCCGAGCGGCGCCGCGCGCCGCGCAAGUCCGAGGUCAUCGACCGCUGGGCGCACGACAAGUUCAACGAGAACGAGCAGGCGCCGAAGUCGCGCGACGAGCUGGUGGCGAUCUACGGCUACGACAUCCGCCACGAGGACGCGCCGCCGCACGCGCGCCGCAACCGCAGAUACGGGCGCGGGCCCAACAAGUACACGCGCACGUGGGAGGACGAGGAGGCGUACCGGCGCGCGCAGGCGGCGCCGCGCAAGCCGCCCGGCCCCGAGGACUUCCCCGACCUCGACACCGCGCACAAGCACAGCAGUAGAAGGCUCCGCGGGCCUCGUCCGCGCUCCAAGUCGCAGCCCACGUCCAACGAGUCGCUCUCCAACGGCACCGCCGCCGGCGCCGCGCUGCGCCGCCACGCCUCCACCAAGGCCAAGCUCAAGCCCAACGCCAACGCCCGCCCAGACGCCAACGCCAAGCCCAAGGAAACCUUGCCCAAGCUGGAGAACCUCACUAUCACCACCACUGUACUCAAUAACAACAGCCAGCCGACGCGGAAGGUGAACGCCGUGGCGCAGCAGCGGCCCGUGCCCACCGACCAGGGCAAGAAGAAGGCGCCGCCACAGCCGGCGGCGCCGCAGUCCCCGCCGGCGCCGGCGCCGCAGCAGAAGGCGUCCGCUCCCGCGCAGCCCUCGGCAGGCGCGGAGCCACGCGGCAGUAAGCGGUAUAGUAGCCUACGGCAGCGCCCGCUCGCAGAGACGUACUCGCCGCAACAGUCACAAGGACAACAACAACAACAACCCCAACAGCAGCCGCAGAUGCGAUAUCAUCCAGCAGAGUACGCGGGCAGCGCGCCGCCGGCCAGCGGCCAGCACCAGGCCAGCCCGCACCCGCAGCAGCUCAUACACCCGGUGCAUCGGAAUGCCGGGCAGGCGCAGCACGGCCCCGCGCCGCAGCAGCACCCCCAGCAACACUCACAACAGGUCCGGCACGUGGGCAUGGUGGAGCCGCAGCAGCUCAUGCCGCACGCGCACCACAACAUGCACAACCUGCCGCCGCAGCCGCACUCUAUGGCCGCGGCGCCGCUGCCGCCGGCGCCGGCGCCGGGCUACGCGCCGCCCGCCAUGAUGCCCGCGCAGUACAUGCAGCAAGGCGGCAACGGCGCGGUGUUCGGCGGCGCGGCGCUGUACGCGGCGCCGCCGCCGCAGCCCUACCCGCACCAGCUCUACCAGCAUCACAAUUAUGCGACGUCCGCGGGCGGCGUGACGUACUACCGCGGUGGAGCAGGAGCCGCCCGCCGCCGCGCCGCGCGCGCCGCGCCGCCCCACCGCCGCCAUCCCCAUCGUGCCGCCCCAGCCGCCGCCGCAACCACUCCCACACUCACACCCCCAGCGACCCGACAGGUACGCCCCACCGCCGCCAUCCCCAUCGUGCCGCCCCAGCCGCCGCCGCAACCACUCCCACACUCACACCCCCAGCGACCCGACAGGCCCGCGAAUUCGUCUGAAAAGGACAACAUAGACAGGAUCGUAGAGAACAUGUUCGUGCGGAAACCAUGGCCCGGCGCGCAGCCCAGCUUAGAUGGCACAGAAGACCCAGAAAGCCGUAGUCAGAAAGCGAGCGAGGGCCGCAAGGAGUCGUCGCAGCCCGGCAGCCUCACCUCCAGCUCCCUCUCCACCGACUCCAGCAAGCCCGAAGAGCACGCCGCAGACAACAAGCCAGAGGUGAAGGAGACAUCGGAGAGUAUAGACGCCUGACUGGUGCGGGUGAAGCUCUGCGAGUGCUACCAAACAAAAUAUUACAACGGGAGGUAAAUCGGCCGCCGACGGUCAUACUCAGCUUAUCUACUAAGCC
Messenger RNA from Cydia splendana, 2367 nucleotides. It is a transcript of the gene btz, whose product is annotated as protein CASC3-like. NCBI's taxonomy places the organism in Eukaryota, Metazoa, Arthropoda, Insecta, Lepidoptera, Tortricidae. Gene Ontology annotation, molecular function: mRNA binding. Gene Ontology annotation, biological process: mRNA processing. Gene Ontology annotation, cellular component: exon-exon junction complex. The record is from RefSeq and is a predicted model, not a curated record.